This is a messenger RNA of Olea europaea var. sylvestris, 1244 nucleotides long. Its product is annotated as probable phytol kinase 3, chloroplastic. Bases 105 to 986 code for a protein of 293 amino acids. Gene Ontology annotation, molecular function: kinase activity. Lineage: Eukaryota; Viridiplantae; Streptophyta; Magnoliopsida; Lamiales; Oleaceae. The transcript is spliced from 7 exons. The record is from RefSeq and is a predicted model, not a curated record.
AAAUUCAAAUAAUAAGCUUAUUUUCGUCAGUAUUUCAACAAGAUUUCAUUCAAGUCUCCCACACCACCAAUCCCAUCGAUUGGGUACUGUCUCCUCCCAAGUACAUGUACGGCCCUCUUCCCUCAUCCUCUGAUUUUCUCCACCGUUAUAAAUUUGGUCAGCAGCUUGAGGGAAAGCACAGAAGAAAACUCCGCCGGAAAUUUACGUCACCGGUCGCCAUGUUUUCAGAAAAUCCGGUUGUCAGUGACGUCAUUGCCACCGCCUUGUCUGGUGGGAUUGCUCUAUCUUUGCUUAGAUUGUGGGAAGAAACCGCUAAAAGAGGGCUCUUUGAUCAGAAACUGAAUAGGAAGCUUGUACAUGUUUCGGUAGGAUUAGCUUUCAUGCUAUGCUGGCCGAUGUUCAGCUCCGGUCGUCAGGGAGCUGUUAUAGCAGCUCUUGUUCCUGCUGUCAACAUAAUCAAAAUGCUUCUUUUGGGACUCGGAAUAUGGAAAGAUGAUGCAACUGUCAAGUCCAUGAGCAGAUUUGGAGACCACAGGCUUGUGCCAGUUCUAGAGAAAAUCGAUUUACAUUCAUUCAUGGAACUUCUUAAGGGACCAUUGUAUUAUGCCUCCACAAUCACUUUGGCCGGUGCAAUAUACUGGAGAACUUCUCCUAUAGCAAUUGCAGCAAUCUGUAACCUCUGUGCUGGAGAUGGUAUAGCUGAUAUUGUGGGAAGGCGGUUUGGAAAGCAUAAACUUCCCUAUAACAGAAACAAAUCAAUUGUUGGUAGCAUUGCUAUGGCAACUGCUGGUUUCUUGGCUUCUAUUGGAUACAUGCACUAUUUCUCCUCGUUUGGGUAUGUUCAAGAAAGUCCCGAGAUGGUUCUGGGAUUUUUUAUGGUGUCCGUUGCCGCUGCACUGGUUGAAUCCCAUCCUUUAAGUACUGGGAUUGACGACAAUUUGACAGUUCCACUCGCCUCUGUGUUGGUUGGCAGUUUUGUUCUCUGAUGAAAGAUCAUGGACGGAGAAAUCAAUAAUUGAAUCUUACUCUUUAUCCAAUUAACUAGAUGGGACUAUAGCAUCAACUAAUAACAGUGCUCCCCCUUCUUGGUCAAUGUGAUGUAACAGUUAUUGUAUCUGGUUGUAGAUGAAUAGAUUCUGCUUAUUUAUGGACCUUGUAAAACUGCAAAUUGAGUAACAAAUUUACUUGGAAGCUUUUCAAGAAUGGAUGAUGGAAUACCGAGAGAAAGCUCUUCUUUUGAUUCA